Salvia miltiorrhiza (redroot sage) is the source of this 2640-nucleotide messenger RNA. Its product is annotated as protein FAR1-RELATED SEQUENCE 5-like. Gene Ontology annotation, molecular function: transposase activity; DNA binding; zinc ion binding. Bases 594 to 2540 code for a protein of 648 amino acids. NCBI's taxonomy places the organism in Eukaryota, Viridiplantae, Streptophyta, Magnoliopsida, Lamiales, Lamiaceae. The record is from RefSeq and is a predicted model, not a curated record. The transcript has 2 exons. Gene Ontology annotation, biological process: DNA transposition; regulation of DNA-templated transcription.
UUUAGUGAGAUCUUUUUGUUAAUGAUUUGCGUACUGUUCUGCUUGAUUCUACACUUAUCCAUCUUCACCAGUUUCUUGUAUAAUGUUAUGCGUACUGUUCUGUUCGAUUUUUAAUAGUUUCUGUUCGUUUAGUUAAAUGAAUAAUUCAUUUGUGUAAAGUGUUUUGUGCUGUCAUUUUUACACAUUUUUUGUUUUUUGUAACUACUAUAUAUUAGCUUCGAAUUUUUAAUGUUUGCACUUCAUAGUACAUCAUAUUCUUCCAGUUUACCUAUAAUUUAUUUAAUGAGCAUUAACACUUCAUCAUGUUCUAAAAUUGUCUCAUUUGUAUUCUUUGUUUUCAAGGAUAUCCGGCGUAUGAAGAAAACGAAGCAGGUGAACUUAUAAUCCCUGAAUGCGAGGCUAAGAGCAAACCGUUUGUGGGGCAGAUUUUCCCAAAUUUGGAAGUAGGAUGUAAGUUUUACGACGACUAUGCAGAGUUAUGCGGUUUUGCAUCCAGAAAAAGCACAAGCACAAAGGAUGAUGAUGGUACAAUUAUUUUAUACUAUGUGUUAUGCAAUAGAGAAGGUAUUCCUCCUAAGCCUGACGAGUUAUUGAUGCCCAAAAGUAAACGCUCAACCAAGAAGCGUAAGAGGACGUCAUGCAAGGUGAAUUGCAGGGCUCGGAUUAUUUUUCAAAUUUCAGAAUUUGGUACGUAUAAUGUCCGCACGUUCAUUGAGGGUCAUAAUCACACCAUGGUUCCUACUGUAUCUAGACACCUUAUGCCCGUGAACAGGAACGUUACCCCUGCCCAUGAGAUAUGGAUUACGUCCGCGAUUAAAGCAAACAUUGGGCCUAUUAGAUCUUUCCGUAUGUACAGAGAGAUUAUGGGCGAGUAUGAGGAUAUUGGUUGCGUGAGUAAUGAUUUCAAGAAUUUUGUACGUGAUCUUAAUGUUUACGCACUUGAUUCAGAUGCUCACAUGAUUUUGCAAACAUUCUUGAAUAAAAAAGAGUUAGGCAAUGGCUUCCAAUAUUUCUAUGAUGUAGACGAUGAGAAUAGGCUUCGUCGAUUGAUUUGGACCGAUGAAGUCUCUGUUAAGAACUACAAAUUAUUUGGUGAAGCCGUGUCCUUCGACGCAACAUACAAUACCAACAGGUAUAAAAUGAUCUUCACACCGUUCACGGGUAGGGAUAACCAUGGCAAGUGUUUGUCUUUUGGUGCAGCCAUCAUAUCUCGAGAAGAUGUUGAUUCGUAUUCUUGGGUUUUGGAGAAGUUUGUUGAAUGCGUGGGAAAUGCCCCACCACUAUUAAUAACUGAUCAAGAUCCAGGGUUGAAAAAGGCUGUUGCGGCAGUUUGGCCUCAAACACGUCACAGAUACUGCAUGUGGCAUAUUACAAUGAAGGUUGCUGAGAAGAUGCCGCAAAGACUGAGGGAUAGCACUGAGUUCAAAACCAACUUUGGGAAUAUUGUUUGGUCUGAAUUUGAUGAGCCUGCUGUUUUUGAGGAGAAUUGGCAAAAUCUUAUGGAUGAGUACGACCUGUUGGAUAAUAGAUGGUUUUCUGAUAUGUUCGAUGAUCGUUCACACUGGAUCCCUGCAUACUUUAGAGAUGUCAGUAUGAGUGGAUUAUUCAGAACUACAUCGUUGUCAGAGAGCGAGAAUAGCUACUUCAAACGGUUUGUCCAUAAGAAUGCAAAUCUUAUGUUGUUUUAUAUGCAAUAUUGCAGUGCAUUGGAGGCUCAACGACAUAAUUAUCAUAAGACUACCUUUGCUGACGAGACUGGCGUUCUACCCAUGAAGACGAGACUUAAAAUAGAGAAGCAUGCUGCAACCAUAUACACCAACAACAUAUUCAAGGAGGUACAAGACGAGAUAGAUGAUUCGCAAACCCAUUGCAAUAUGUAUAAGAUGGAGGAGCAAGUUGAUGAGAGCAUAUAUACUGUGCAUGACAAUGUUGAUGGGAAAUUCGUGGUGCGACAUAGACUGUCGGACACUUAUACAUCUUGCAGCUGUAAUCUGUUCGUCAGGAAAGGUAUUCUGUGCAAACACAUUUUUCUUGCAUUUCGCACAUUGCAAGUUGAAAGAAUUCCUGAUAAAUACAUAUCAAUUCGCUGGAGUAAAUUUAGUAUAUUGUCGGCCAUGGUUCCUGGAUUUGAGCUCGGCAGUGCACCAAGCCAAAAUUCUAUUAUUGGUAACAAUAAAUUUUUCAACAUUGUUGGCAAUUGUAUUGGGUAUGUUGGUGACAAUCAAGUGCUACGUGAAGAACUCCUUGCAGCGCUGAUUGAAGUUGAAAAAAGAUUUGCGAAGGAGGGUCGUACAGAGUCUAAGCUACAAGCUAAGCAUAGGCUUUUCAAGGAUUUUUAUGGUACUACAGCACCGGAAGUACCAUCUGUGUUACCUCCUCUCAUAUCCAAAACGAAAGGCAGUGGCGCAGGUGGAAGAAGAAAAUCGAACCAAGAGAAGGCAAUGGAUCUUGCUAAGAAGCCAUUGCGUAAUUGCAAGAAAUGCAAUACGAUGGGCCAUCAUGAUUCGAGGAAUUGCCCAACAAAUAAGCUUUCUAAUUGAUCUAAGUGAUUUACUCUUUUUGAUUUUUUUUUAUUGUGAACCUUUAUGUAUUUGAUUUUCAAUAACGAUGCUGGACUUUUUUAGUUGAUAUCAUUGUGAA